GAGUGAGCCACUUCAGAUGAGGUCGGGUUUGGGUUUGUCUCGGAGAUCAAGCCCGCUCGGCUUUGCAGUCCCGCGGACCAGCAGCCCUGAUUCGCGGCAGCUGUGCUCACAAGCAAGCGGGGGAAGAGAGACAGAAAUAGUCCGGAGUUUUAAACCGCGUGGUUUUGUGUGUGUGUUUGGGAGGGAGGUUGUUUUACAGUGAGCCGUGGAGAGGAACUGCAGGGACAAGACAGGGAGGCUGACAGACUGAAACCACAUGCCCCAGGCUGGUUUGCAAAACCUACUGUUGAGGUGACAGCCACUAGUUCUCAUGAAAAAGUGAAGAAGGCAUUUAUGGCUGAGUUGAAAGCUGAAAAUAUCAAGCAGUUUCUAUAUAAUUUUACACGGCGCCCUCAUCUCGCAGGCACAGAUGAGAACCUGCACUUUGCACAGCAAAUCCAAGCCCAGUGGAAGGAAUUUGGAUUGGAUUUGGCUGAGCUGGUUUCCUAUGAUGUCCUGUUGUCCUACCCUAAUGGGAGUAAUCCCAACUACAUCUCAAUUAUUGAUGAGCAUGGAAAUGAGGUCUUCAAUACAUCAUUAUUUGAGCCUCCCCCUCCAGGAUAUGAGAUGGUUACAGAUGUUGUGCCUCCCUACAGUGCUUUCUCAGCUCAAGGGGUACCAGAGGGUGAGUUGGUGUAUGUCAACUAUGGCCGCACUGAAGAUUUUUUCAAACUGAAGAGAGAGAUGGGAAUUAACUGCACUGGAAAAAUUGUCAUUGCCAGAUACGGGAAAAUCUUCAGAGGAAAUAAGGUGAAGAAUGCUGAGUUGGCUGGUGCCAAGGGAGUUAUUCUGUAUUCAGACCCUGCUGACUACUGUGCCACUGGGGUAGAUCCCUUUCCAAAAGGCUGGAACCUUCCUGGAGGUGGAGCCCAGCGCGGGAAUGUGUUAAAUCUGAAUGGGGCUGGGGAUCCUCUCACACCAGGUUACCCAGCAACAGAGUACGCCUAUCGAUACGAGGAGGCCAGAGCUGUAGGUCUUCCAAAAAUUCCAGUCCAUCCCAUUGGCUACAAUGAUGCUGAACAGUUUUUACGUAACAUGGGAGGACCUUCCCCACCUGACAGCAGCUGGAAAGGAAGCCUGAAUGUGUCUUACAACAUUGGGCCUGGUUUCAUAAACAGUUACUCUACAAGGAAGGUGAAAAUGCAUGUUCACAGUAACAAUAAAGUGACAAGAAUUUACAAUGUGAUUGGAACCAUCAGAGGAGCAACAGAACCAGACAGAUUCAUCAUCCUGGGAGGCCACCGUGACUCUUGGGUUUUUGGUGGAAUUGAUCCACAGAGUGGAGCAGCUGUGGUUCACGAGAUUGUACGAAGUUAUGGGAAAUUGAAGAAGGAAGGAUGGAGACCCAGAAGAACAAUGAUAUUUGCGAGCUGGGAUGCAGAGGAAUUUGGCUUGCUCGGAUCUACAGAAUGGGCUGAGGAAAAUGCCAAACUAUUACAAGCCCGUGGAGUGGCGUAUAUCAAUGCAGAUUCUGCAGUCGAAGGUAACUACACUCUGAGAAUUGAUUGUACUCCGCUGAUGUACAGCCUGGUGUACAACUUGACCAAAGAGAUACCAAGUCCGGAUGAGGGGUUUGAAGGCAAAUCUCUUUAUGAGAGCUGGAAUGAAAAAAAUCCAUCAACAGAAUAUAAAGAUGUCCCCAGAAUAAAUAAGCUGGGUUCUGGCAAUGACUUUGAAGUCUUUUUUCAGCGGAUUGGCAUUGCUUCAGGCAGAGCACGUUACAGCAAAAACUGGAGAGUGGAAAAAUACAGUAACUACCCAGUUUACCACAGUGUCUAUGAGACCUAUGAGAUCGUGGAGAGAUUUUAUGAUCCAACUUUUAAGAAUCACCUGACAGUAGCAAAGGUGCGAGGAGGUCUGGUGUUUGAACUGGCUGACUCUGUGGUCCUUCCCUUUGACUGCAGAUAUUAUGCAGAGGCUUUAAGGAACUAUGCUGAAAUUGUCUAUAAUGUGUCAAAGAAUCAUCAAACAGAAAUGACAACAUACAGUGUGUCAUUUGACUCUCUCUUUUCUGCUGUGAAGAAUUUUUCGGAAGCAGCCACUGACUUUCACAGAAGACUGCAGCAAGCAGACAUCAAUAACCCAGUAACAAUAAGGUCAUUGAAUGAUCAGCUCAUGUUUUUAGAAAGGGCCUUUAUUGAUCCUCUGGGUUUACCUGGCAGGCCCUUUUACAGACACAUUGUUUUUGCUCCGAGCAGCCACAACAAGUACGCUGGAGAGUCAUUCCCAGGGAUCUAUGAUGCCAUGUUUGAUAUUGACCACCAUGAGGAUCAGCACAAAGCCUGGGAAGAAGUAAAGAGGCAGAUCUCCAUUGCAACCUUCACUGUGCAGGCUGCAGCUGGGACUCUGAAGGAAGUAGUAUAGACAUAUCAGCAACAUAAUCAAAAAGGAAAGACUGGAGUUGACAGCUGUGGAGUCCUCAGAAACAGAGCAUUUAGAGACAUGAGCAGAAUUAUGUUAAAAACCUCAUUCUUUGAAAAUAAUACACUCCAGACAGUCUCCCUCACUCACUUUCAUUACCUUUAACAAUAUUAAUAAGAUAUGAUUCCUUUGAAACUGUUAGGAGAGAGGGGAGUUGAAAUCAUUGUUGAAGUGAACUACUAAUUAAAAGACAUUCAUUUCAAAUAGCCACAUGCAUCCCCCCCUUGUUUUCCUCUCUACUUAAAAUGCAGAAAUCACAAUUAUUUUAGUCUCAUAGUUGUGCAAUAUAAUUAAUUUAGUUUAUAGGCCUGAUCUAUAAAGACAGAACAGUCAUGCUUAUUUCCAGCACUUUGUAACAUAUCAGUUAACUUUCUAGAAUUUCCUGUAGGGUUACAUAAAUAUCCUAUAGGAGAUGCCCCUUCCACUCCUCUAUUACAAAAGGAGUCACUCAAUGAGAUGGAACUGUCUUCUUGAAACCAUGUCACAGAUGGCAAGGUGAAUGGAAGUGAUCAUGGAGAGUUCUGAGCUGAGACCUCAGGUGUCUCAUCUAGGUUACUUUUCUCUUAACAUCUGGAAGCCAUUCAAAAAAGAUUAAACAAGAAACCUGCCAGGCACUAUUAAUAAAAAGGUGGGUCAGAGCAAUAAAUGUCAGCCGUGAAAUGCCUAACAAAAAUAGGCUUUCAGUCUGAAGAUGAUAAUCUGUUGAUCUAUGCAAAAGAUAUUUCUACCUAAAUGCAUUUGUAUGGCUCUUUUCAAGGUAUUUCUCAUGUGCCAGCAAUUAGAAGCAAAGGCAAUACAUAGGGUUGCCCGGUGUCUGGUAUUCUACUGGAUAGUCCGGUAUUUGUGCGCUUUGUCCGGUAAAAAAAUCAGAGAAUACCGGACAUGUGCAAUGUCCGGUAGUCUCUGAUUUUUCUGGCUGCGCUCCGAACAGAAGCUUGGCGUGGGCGGGUGGAGUGGCUGGAAGGCGGGACCAC
Messenger RNA from Pelodiscus sinensis (Chinese soft-shelled turtle), 3434 nucleotides. The record is from RefSeq and is a predicted model, not a curated record. NCBI's taxonomy places the organism in Eukaryota, Metazoa, Chordata, Testudines, Trionychidae.